Molecule: messenger RNA, 1060 nt
Organism: Gigantopelta aegis
Lineage: Eukaryota; Metazoa; Mollusca; Gastropoda; Neomphalida; Peltospiridae
Exons: 4
Coding region: 47-718 (223 amino acids)
Source: RefSeq, a predicted model, not a curated record
AGGCUUUUUUAAUGUCCGUACUUUGUCACAAGAAAUCAAGGAUGUUAUGGAACUGUUUUCUGUGAAAUUUCGUUACCAAAGAUGUAAACGUGAAAACAAAAGCAGCCAAAUGCAAAGUGAUUUGAACGAUGAGGGCGGCUACAGGAACUUUCUGACGUCUUGUUUUCAGGCCUGCUACGAAAACCCUCUGUACGAGGAGGAUGUUAAAGAAUACCAGAACAGCAGCAGCACCAGCAGCAACAACCACGUGGCUGGCCAGGACUUUAAGGCGACAACCCAGGACCACCGGACCCCGCCCAGGCCCGACCGCCGGGUCCCAGCCCUGGACCACCACAAGGCGAGUCGGGGUCUCAAGGACUACAUGCACUGCCGGCCCCCUCACCCCCACGAACAAAUCACCUUCAAGCCCCCCAAGUCGCCGAGGACUCGUAGGUUUUGGAUUAUCGUCUUCGGCCUCCUCGCCGUCACCAUCGUAGCCAUCAUCAUCGGCGUCCUGGCCACCGUUGUCGAAAAAGACAACUCAUCUCAUGCUGUAGUGUCCGCAUCAUUGGCUGUGAUAACUCGAACAAAGAAGCUCAAGUGUAGCCUUAGAAUUAUAGAUGGACCCUUUUCUACGUAUUCCAGCGACUACAGAGAUACAAACUCUCCCAUAUACAAAUAUUUUGAAAAGUCAUUUAAAUAUAAGGUACGUAAAUAUGAGCAAGGUGUUAGUAUUUGAGGAGGCGGGAUUUAGCUCAGUGGGUUGAGUGCUCGCUGUAAGUGCUUGCGUCGCAGGAUCGAACCACCUAGGUGAAUCCAAUCAACUGAUUGAAGGCCCUGGUGUGUGCAUUCCUGUCUUUAGGGAAGUGUAUUAAAAGAUCCCUUGCUGCAUUAGGAAAAUUGUAGCGGGUGUCAGAAGUAAAAAAUGUAUGACAUCCAAUAGCUGAUGAUUAAUUAAUCAAUGUGAUCUAGUGGUGUCGUUAAACAAAACAAAAAAACUUUAUUAUUUGAGGAAGUGCCCCACACCAUAGUACAUGCUUCAUAUUGUUAUAUCAUAUCGCACUGUGAUAACGUAGCUUUA